This is a messenger RNA of Vidua macroura (Pin-tailed whydah), 2489 nucleotides long. Its product is annotated as translation initiation factor IF-2-like. The coding region runs from base 1 to 711 and encodes 236 amino acids. NCBI's taxonomy places the organism in Eukaryota, Metazoa, Chordata, Aves, Passeriformes, Viduidae. The transcript is spliced from 3 exons. The record is from RefSeq and is a predicted model, not a curated record.
AUGGGCGGGGAGGCAGCAGCGGGCGCCAUACGCGAGCGGCGCUUCCGCCGGCCCCUCGGGGACCCGCCCCGGGGGAGGUGCCGGCGGGGGCGGGGCCAGGGGCGGGGCAGAGGCGGCACCGACUGCGGGGGCGAGCUCACGGCCGGGCCCGCCGCGCGGCGCCAGCCUGUCCCCGCCUGCCGGUCCUCGCCACCGUGCCUGGGUCCCCCUCUGCUCACGCGCGUUCCCGCUCCCUCCUCCACCAGCGAGCUCCCCGGCCCCCUCCCCGCCCCGGCUCUCCGAGCCCGCCCGGCUCCCGUGGCUCCUCCCGGCCCCCGGCCGCUCCCGCCGCUUACCCUUUGCUCGGUUCCGCGGGGGGCGGGCCGCAGCCGGCCGCAUCACGUGACGCGCGGUGCUCCCGGAACGGCCGCCCCGGGCCGCCCUGAGGGGCCGCGGCUGCCGGCCCCGCGCCGCGGGUGCGGCCCGGCCGGGGCGCCUGACGGGCUCGCCUGGUGCCGCGCACAGAGCCAGAUGGGCCCUGCACGGAAUAAGCCACAGGAAUGCAUUGGCCUGAUGGAUCAACCCAGGGGCAGCUGGUCCUCAGAGUGGGCACUCAGAGCUGCUUGGUUUCUUCAGCCAAUACUAAAGCUGCAGGACAGCAGCCAUUGGAGAAGCACCAUUGGGCACAGCAAUUGGCCUGACACAGGAUCUGACUUAGGACAUCAUAACUGAGCUCACUCACACUACAGAGCUAUUACGCCAUCAUGAGAACCAGUCUAAAUUGUGUCAUUUUGAAGCCAGCCAGCCAAGUUUGAGGAUGUUUCUCUGGCAUCCCAGAGACUGCAGCAUCUCAAAUACAGUAUUUGAAUACAAUAUCAUGUCACCUAUUACGUAUAUAUUGGCUAAUAUUUAAGCUAUUGAGAAGAGCAACUUGUUCCCAUUGGUCUUCCUGUAUGAGCUUCUGAAUUACUCACCAUCAUCCGGAAAGUGGUAAAAUUAUGUUUAUGACUACUACAUAAAAUUCAAACAAGACCUUUAUUUACAUUAGGUUUUCAAGCAGUGGGUGUUGCAACAUACAUAACAAAAUUUCAUACUACAUUUUUUAUAGGUAAUCAGGUUGAAAAACUGAUCUACAGAAUCAAUUUAUCAAAACUGGCUAAACAGAAAAUGUGUUAACUCUGCUUGAGAGUACUCUGUCAAUUUUAUAUCAUUUUCUAUCGUUCAGAGUAUUUCUGAUGUCCUGGUUAUAAAAACAGAAUGCUCAUGCAGGUUAAUUUACCAUGAACUCUCUAGUAAAUUUUAUGUUCUUCACUUGUUCAGAAGAGCAUAUCAAUACUCUUCCCACCGUGUCUCACAAAGCAAUUACGAGUCCAAAUAGGGAGAAAACUCAAUCAGGAGAUUUAAAAAAAAAAAAAAAAAAUUAGCAAGACAAGGAGUCAGAACUUUCAUUCUGUGGCUAACUGAAUUAGAAUCUCUCAUUCUGUAGAAAACAAGUUGUACUGUAAAGAUUAAGCAAGUUCUUUUAUUUCAUACUAACAUUAUGCAGCAACCAAUAUGAGUGUCUAGGUAAACAGAGACUUUGUGAAAUGUUUUGCUGCAAAGCUGACCAGUAAUGCACACAAAUGAUAAAUUCAUCAACUCUGCUUAUUGCCAGAAAUGAAAAAAAAAGGCUUCAAGAGCAAAUAACACUGAUUCAUACUGUACUGUGCUCAAGCACUAGUCAACAAAAUCUAUUAAAUUACAUGGGUGGAAAAAAAAAUCAGAGCAGCUUUGUUAUCUUACUUGUGACACCUUAUUUAAAUUUCAGGCAUUACUUCUUUUUAUCAGCAUAAAUAUGUAGCCUUCUACAGGUUUUAUGAUGUGGUUACAGGCAUAAAAAUGUUAUAGUAGAAAGCAAAAGCUAGUUCAAGGAAUUCCAGACUUUGAAAUCAGCAAGAUACAAAGCUAAAAUUCAUAUGUUCCUUUUCAAGUUAUGAAUACUUUCACUAAAACAUAAAUAUUUUAACAUAUAUUAUUUUUUCUGACAUUCAAAAUUGUAAAGUCAAUAUGGCAGAAUUAUUGUUAAAAGCACAUAUUUACAAAUAAUCUUAUUUUCAUACAUAAAGUAUUUGGCAUAAUUAUAACAAUCUUACUGCAUACACAACUGUUUGCUUCUUUUUCACAUAAUGAUACACUCCUUAUUAAAAUUUACCAAUUAUGUACAAAAAUACUUGAACAUUUAUUAUAGAAAACUUCUAUAACUACUGUCAACAGCUUGUAACUGCUGAAGGUUUAAUUGAGAGAAUAUAAAAAAGUGGUCACUUUCUUCCAGUUAAACUAUCAACAAAUCAAACACAGCUAAGAUCAACGUGAGCUUCCCAACAAAAGAGGGAGAAUAUUUUUAACAAUAUGAUUUAAAAUGCAGUUCACACAUCUGUUCCCAACACAUUUAAACAGUCAAUAAAAGAAAGAGGAUAAAAAACAUACAUACAGAAGGUGCUUUUUUUUUCUUUUUCUUCCACAUUCCUAUG